CCGCGGUAUCAAAGGGAUGUCAGUGCGCGUCCCACCCUCGUGUGGUGCGCUUCAGAGUUCUUGAAACCUCGUGGAUGAUGCGUCGAUCAGUGACAAAUACAUUUUUCAAGAUUACACCUCGCAAUGGGAAAUAGUCAAAAGCUGGGAGCGCAAUUUUUCAGAAAGGCUGACCCAGUUCACGGGUAGAGGAACCGGACAUUCUCUUCGGCGCGAUGAAUUCGAUCGGCCGAGAGGGCGGAAGAUGUUUCCACGCGAGGUCAGACCAAUUGUGAACCGGUGGCAGAGACGGGCAUGGACACUAAGACUCCACCGAUCCCGUUGAAGGUCCAGGAGAAGCCAAAACCGAAGCAGCAGAAAAGUGUGGCCGACGUGUCCUUGCCCCCGCUGACACCAUACAGGAAUCAUCGUCAGAGGCAGAAAACGCCUGGAACUCAGUGGUCGCGUGAUGUGCCCAGCGCCGUACGGUAUCAGGAUCAUCAGAAAAAAAGGCCUUACAGAGUGCUUCAAAUCGGCGCCACGCCUUUGAUGCACGCUUGCCAACAGGGCGACAGAGCCAGGGUUUUAAGGCUGUUGAGAGAGCAAGAGGAGACGAUUGGCUACAGAGAUCGUACCCUGAGGAACGCACUUCACUAUUGCAUGGACGCUGGAACCGCAGGUGCCGUCGCGGCGGCGGCACCGGAACUGGUAAAUGCGCCAGACGCAGAAGGACAUACGCCGCUUCAUUUGGCUGUCAUCGCAGGUGAUACGCAAUUAGUGGCUGUUUUAUUGGCAAACGGCGCCGACGUGAAUGCCAGGGAUCUGGAGGGACACAGUGUUCUUCAUUGGGCCACUGUGUGCGGGGAAGCAGAAUGUGUUCGCUUGGUGUUAGCGGCGGGUGCUCGGCCAUCCACACCCGAUCUUCGCGGAGGAUCUCCUCUUCACUAUGCCGCUCAAUGUUGUGGUGCAGCUGCGACUGCGGAACUUGCUGUACCUAAGAAAGUUGGUUUAAAAGUUCUCCAGACUCUGCUGGAAUUCGGUGCCGAUGUGAAUGCGAAAGACGAAGAUGGAAGACAGCCGAUUCUAUGGGCGGCAAGUGCCGGUAGCGUGGAAGCUGUGUUGGCUUUAGCGAGAGCCGGUGGCUCAGCUGCCGCAGGAGCUGCAGACAAGGAUGGCCUGACAGCACUUCAUUGCGCUGCUUCCAGAGGUCACGCUAGGUGCGUCGAGGCCUUAGUGAAUCUCUGCGGUGCUCACCCUGAUCACGUAGACGAUAAUGGAUGUUCAGCCCUACAUUAUGCUGCCACUCUUGGUCACGCUGAUGCCACAGCCUUAAUUCUAAAGUUAGGAGCCGAUCCGAAUCGGCAGGAUCGAAAGGGUAGAACACCAGCACUUUGUGCGGCAGCGAAAGGACAACUGGAAACCUUGAAGAUUCUUGCCCAGCACGGUGGUUCUCUUUACGCGAGAAGUGUACGAGGAACCGGUGUCGCCCAUGAAGCUGUUGCUUCCGGUAGGAUCGAAUUAAUCAAAUGGUUGGCGAAAAAACGGCCAAGCACUUUGGACGUUGCCACGCAAGAUGGCAAGACACCUUUGCACGUGGCUGCACUUCACGGACAUUUGGAUGUGUGCAAGGUUCUUCUGGACAAUGGCGCGAGGAUCAAUGCUGUUCUCCGAACUAGCAAAGGCAAUCUGAUGACAGCUCUGGACGCGGCGCUUUACAGGGGACACAGGGAUUGUGCGAAAUUGAUCCAAAUGCACGGUGGUACUACGGCACAGAAAUUGAGGAUGCAGAAAACUGUGCCGAAUAAAGUAUUCUCAACGAAAUUGCGAAUGAGGCAUCUGGAUAGCAGCACCGAUACGGAAAGCAGUCCCCGUAGACAAGAUCGUAGUUGCAAACUUCCGGAAUUAUACUACGAGGAGCAAUGGAUUAAGAAGAGAACGCGACGAAGAGGAAAUUUAAGAAAGUUGGCGCGCCAGGAUAGCCGGAGCUUCAGCGAGGAAGAGGUUAGAUUAUCGAAGUCAUCCUCGAAAAAAGAUCAUCAAAGGAGAGCUCGUAGCGAAUCAGCACGGUACGAAGAAAAUGAUACGGAUCGAAAAUUGAGAAGGGAAAGAAGUAAAAAACGAUCAUCGAAAUCCAGACACGACUCAAGCGGAUCAUCCUCAGAGUCAGGCAGCUACGAACGCGCUAAAGACACGUCGAAGCAAAAAUUCGAUUCGAGAAAAGACGAGAGCAAAACUAAUGGAACGGAGGGUUCAAAGAGAGGCGACGACGACGAAAGCGUGAGCGACGAUAGCCUGGAAGUGGUGGUGGUACGAAAAUCUUUGGAGAGGAAAUGCGAGAAGGUGGUGUCUGGAAGAAGAUCAAAGACACCCAGGGAAAGUUCAAGAGAAACGAAAUUCACAAAGACUCACAGGAGCACCAGAAGGAAAUUGAAAUCCAGCAGAUCGAAAACAUCGGACAAUGGCGAGAGUGCAACCGAUCGAAUGCAUUCGCUGGACAAAGAACAAGGGCCAACAGAAUCAACGCUUCACAGCGAACAAACACCUAGAACAUCGAUAGACGAGGAAAAGCAAAACGAAGGGAACAUCGUUGAAAGUCGAUAUCGUAGGGACGUGACCGACAGCACCAGCCAAGAAACGGUGGAACGCGUCGUUGUGACAGCGAUGGUCCAUAAAGAUCAAGGUCCAGAUACGCCAAAAUCCGUAGCGGAAGCUUCGAAGGAAGUCACCUUCGACGACAGAUUAAGAACGGAAGUGAUCGAGAUGCAAGAAAUAGCGGGAGACGUUAGUUCAGGCAAAGCGGACGAUAUUUUAGAGCAGAGUGACGCAUCGCGUACCGAUCUUGUGCAGAAAGCUGCCAGUUUGAAGAAAGAUGUGGAAGAAAUGAGACAGCAGGUUGCACAAGAGAAAAUUGAACAAGAAGAAGGCUCGAAGCAGAGUCGAGAGAAGGAAGAUUCUAAACGGGACCAAGAAAAAGAAGAUGUAAAAUCAGACCGAGAGAAAGAAGACACGAAAGCCGUGGACCACACGAGAAAAGAUCAGGAUGAUCAAAUCGAGACCUCGUUUAGUGAUGAGGCAAAGAAAAAAGAUCGGAGGAAAGAUGAAAGCGAGAAAGGCAGGUUAGAUGCACGCGAGCCGAUUGAGUCGGAAAGUCCCACGUUGGAUUCUGAAGAGUAUCAACGACACCAGAGCCGACAGGAAGACGAUCUCGUUUCCAGAUCAGACGAAGCGUCAUCUGGAACAAAACCCGACGAGAAUCUCGAUAAAGAGACGCGUAGUGAGAAAACGGACGUGUCUGAGUCGAUCUUAGUGAAGGACCACGAAGAUUCGGAGAAAGCGACCAAAUCUGGAAGUCCGGAAAGUCAAAUAGGUUUAGAGAAAGAGGACACUACACCAAGGACAGCCGGCGUUUCACCGUCAGAAGGAGAAGAGAAAAAGUCGGCGUCGGAAGAAACGAAAAGUAAAUCAAAAGUUAAAUCUGCAACCGUAAAGAGAAAGGCGUCUUUCGAUGAAAGAAGAUCAAAGUCCUCGUCUUCGAAGUCGGAUGAGAGUCCCAAAAAGAGUGGCGGGACUCAAAAAAGGAAAGAAUUUGGUAAGAAGCGCGAAUCUUCCACGAAAAACGUUUCCAUGAAAUUGUCCAGGGAAAAAACGAGCAAAGUAGUUGCAGAGAAGACGUCAGAAGUGCAGAAGGAGGAUGAAAUUGCUGUUGACGGGGUACAAACGAAAGAGGCCACAUCGACCGUCUUAACAAAAAGCUCGAGCAAGGAGUCACCGGAUGAGAAGGAACAAACUGCUCAUAGAAAAUCUGUCGAUUUCUCAUCCUCCAAAGACUCUACGUUAAUGGAAGACAAAUCGUUAAGCGCAGAUACACCAACUGCCACGAAACGAAAGAUUUACGACGAGGAGGAAGUUGCUCAAGACUCGUCUCCUGCAAAGUCCGAUUUAGAAGAUCACAAGGAUGAAGACGAAGCUAAAAAAGUGAAGACACAUCCUAUGGAAGACGCACUGGGGACAGUAGAGACCUUUCGAUAUAUUGACGAAAGUUCCUCGAGUUCUCCGAAAUCGGCGCAAACCAGACGCUCGAGACCGUCAACGGGAAAAAUUAGACAAACUGGACGAUCGUCGGUAAGAAAAUGUUUGUUCGAAAGUUCAGAAGAACGUUCUCCAGAUAGGAGCGCUAUAGUGGCGGUGAUUGAGAGUCCAGAAUGGGACGAAGAGGACGAGGAGAUUGACAAGGAGAUCAGAGACGCUAUCGGGGAGGACGGAGAACACGAGACGGAAGCCGAGGAUGAUAAUGAGAUGGGUGUCAUCAGGGUAUUGCCAAGCACGAGCGAGGAAGAAAUGUCUCGAGCUGGACAUGAUGUUUGCAGGACUUCGGCGACCGACUCGUUAUCCCAAGUACAAUCCGGUACUCGAACUCGUUUGACACGAGUUCAAAGUCCUCAGGAAAGUAGAGUCAGUCGACUGCAAGGGAAACAACGCCGUGACAGCGGCGGCAGGGAUAGUGGCAUAGAACCCAGUCCUAGGGUAUCACGGAUACCGAGAAGAAGAAUCAUGAAAUGUUGUCCAAACACCGAUAAGCAACAAUCCCUUAACAAAGACACCAUAAUAAGAGAUGUCCAAAUCAGUUUACGACGAUAUCACUUGGAAAGAAAGAUAUUCUUCCAACUGAUGGAACUGAAGAGACUACAGAUACGUCAUGGCAGAGCGAAUGAACAAGUUUUGGUUAAGAGACAAGUGGAUGCUUUCCAUAAAGCUGGGAUGUCUGGACCCACCCUUGGUGUGGCAAAAUACGAUCAACCCUUAACGUUCAGACACUUCGAGGCCUUCCUGUACGAUCAGCUCAGGAAGAUUCAAAAAAGACCAGCAACUCCAGACUUCUGUAUGGAAGCGAAGCAGUGCAUCCAAAAAACUCACCGCUGUCAUCACGCCACUAGUGCUUACACUUCUUUCCCAGCGUACACAUAUCUAGGUGGAGGCGGCCAAGAACAAGCGGAUCUUCUUCCGAAGAUAGAGAGCCGUGGAAAGGGGCAAAUGAGGGUGGAAGUAACACAUGGAGAAGAGAAGCAAAUAAUAGCUCUUCCAGCUGAAAGACUGGAUCGUUCGAAAAAAUAUUACGUAACGUUUACUGUAAGAGGGGAAGCACAACAAGAAAUCGAGAAGCCGAAAUCAUCGAUCGGUAUCCAAAGGAAUGCCAAAAGUGUUUAGGAAGUCUUCAACUGCAUUUAUCGUAUCUUCCCACUGUGGUGAUUUUGACUACGUUUUUUCUAUUCGAAGCAAUAUCAAAAACGUUUCCCAUACUUUUUUACACAAUCUUCUAUUCUACCAAUCUUCAUACUAUGCAACUUUCAUAAUAAUUUUAACUUCGUACUAUGCAACUUUCAUAAUAAUUUUAACUUCAUACUAUGCGAUGUUUCACAUUAGAUUUUCUACGAUAGUAUAAAUUGUAGCUUCAUGGCAAAACAUUGAUUCUCCGAUUUUGAAGUAAUGAGUGUGGCAAUACAAAAAAGAAAUUUAAAAACUGCCAGAGAAAAACGGUUCAUGUACAUACUUAGAGUAUGAAGCAGAAUAUAUUCUGUACAAAUUUCAUUGACAUUGCUGUAAAAAUAAUCAACGGUAUAAACGUGUAAGAUUGUAUAAUAUAUUGCAUCGAAAAAGUUCUAUGCAUGGACCCUCAACUUUGUUACACGCGAAUUACAUUGUGUAUAAAUAUUCAAUUGUAUUAGACAAGACAAAUGCGAACUUUUGUAAAAUAAGCUAGAUUGACCCAGUGCAAGUUCAUUGAAAAGAUCUCUUAAUCUUACCUUAGUGUUACAUUAAAUUGUAUUCAUUAAUAAUGGUCAAGAAAAUACGAAUUUAUUCUAUGUGUACAAUAAGAGAUAUUUCGUUCCUGCAAAAGCAGGGACCAUGUUGCAUACAGGUUCUGUAUAUUUGUGUAAAGGAAUCCGCUAACUUGUAAUUCUGUGUAAAAUAAAAAAGAAUCACAAACCGCAUAACU
Molecule: messenger RNA, 5971 nt
Organism: Bombus impatiens (common eastern bumble bee)
Lineage: Eukaryota; Metazoa; Arthropoda; Insecta; Hymenoptera; Apidae
Product: ankycorbin
Exons: 15
Coding region: 292-5181 (1629 amino acids)
Molecular function (GO): protein binding
Source: RefSeq, a predicted model, not a curated record